Molecule: messenger RNA, 1885 nt
Organism: Drosophila novamexicana
Lineage: Eukaryota; Metazoa; Arthropoda; Insecta; Diptera; Drosophilidae
Gene: ect
Product: protein bfr2
Exons: 7
Coding region: 83-1852 (589 amino acids)
Source: RefSeq, a predicted model, not a curated record
AGUAAAAGUUCUGCAAGAGCCCCACAAUUUCAACUCAACUCCUCCUCUUUUGCAUUCCAUCUGUUGCAGAGACGUACCAACAAUGAAAUUCGUGAUUUUGCUAUGCGUGCUAAGUGCGCUGCUACUGCAGAUUGAGGCGUCGCCGGUGCAGCUGCUGUCGAGAAGCGAAAGGGCCGUCGCCCGGCAGCAGGCGGUCAACAACGAGGUGGCACCGGCGGCGGCGCCGGCCAGCGAAGAUGACGACGACGACGAUGAGGAUGAUGACGACGAUGAGCCGGAUUUGGGCGACUUAGUUGAUGACGAUGAUGAUGAUGACGACGAGGAAGACGACGAUGAUGAGGAGGAAGAUGACACGCCACAGGGUCAAGCGGCGCCAGCAGCGACCGCCAGCGAUGAUGACGACGAAGAGGAUGACGAUGAUGAUGACUACUUGGAUAGGCUCUUCGAUGAUAUUUUGGGCGAUGAUGACGAUGAGGACGAUGAUGACGAGGUGGCGCCCGCUGCCAGCGCCCAGCAGAGCCCUGCUGCCGCUGCGCCCGCGCAGGCUCUCGAGGAAGUUGCGCCUGCCGCUUCAAGCGGCUCGCUGAGCUCGGGCAUUUCUGAUGGUGUCGAUUUGCCCGCGGAGAGCGGCAAUGCUGCUGAGCCAAUUGCGGCCGGCAACACUGUUGAGGAUGUGGCUGCAGCUGCAGCGCCCGCCCAGACGGCGAGCAACAGCAACAACGAAGGUGCGCUGACAGGUGACGACGAGGAGUCUGACGACGACGACGAUGAUGAUGACGAUGAUGAUAUUAUUGGCGAUGACGUCAUCGAGGCCAGACGCGAAGCACGUGAUCUGAAAAACAACGUCAUUGACAUGUCAACGGAUGCAUUCCAAGCGCGCCAUAAUCAUUUCAUCGAUGCCAUAUUCUCUCGCAUAAAUCGCAUUGUGGCCGACAAUUACGAUCCAUUUGUGGUACGAUUGGCAGGGCGCUCGGCCACGCCCACCUAUGGAAGCGCUGGCGUGAAGACAACAACAAAGACCAAGGGAAAUGCUAACCAUAAGGCAACAACUCACAAAAAACUCAAGAACACCCGCUCGGAGCCGCGCACCGCCAGCAGCACGGAGUCCGUCAAAUUGCAGGAGCAAUUGACGCAAUUACAGACAGAACUUGGUGUCAAAGCCAUCGAACAGCAAGCGGUGGAGGAGCAGAGGCAACAGGCCGUGGCAUCCGGCUCUGGCAAAGCGGAAACUCGCACCGUGUUCAAUGGCGAGCAGGCAAGCGUCAAAGCCAACCAAAAGAAAUCCACGGCCGGACAGCAGCAGACGGCGCAUAAACACAACACGAAAAAGGCAGCGGCUGCGGCGGCGCUGAAGGCGGGCAACGCCAACUACAAUCAGCCAGCCGGCGUGGGGGCAUCCAAAGCGGGCACGGAAGUGGAGAAGCUGCAAAAAGCCGAAGGCAGUCUGUCCGGACUGGCGUCACUGAAACGUGUGGGCAAUGUGAAGGUGAUCAGCGAUGCGGAAGGACGCAAUUCGACCAUUAAGGCCAGAUUUACGCUGGGCCCAUUGACUCUGCGCGUGGAGAAGUCCUUUAAGCGGGGCAGUGUGCGCAACGUGAAAAGCGCAACGGCUAGGACCAACGAGAUGAUCGGCCGCAUCAAGUUCAGUGUGCUGGAUGAUCGGGCCACCUUGAUGUCAAUCAAGGUGCAGCAGCCCAAACAGGUGGAGGUGGAGAGCAAGGACAAUCACGACCGAACCCGCGAAUUCGUCUGGCGUCGCACACCCAAAAUUGCCAAAUUGGUCAACGAGAAGCUCAAAUUGGCAGCCGAGUCCCUCUUUACGCCGCAGGGCGUUGAAGUUGUGAGACUCUAAGGGGCAGACAAUUGCCAUCUUUUGCACAGCCAG